GAGCACGUGACUGACAUGUCCACUUUAAGGGGCGUGACGUCACCGGCGGGUGUUCCCGUCGUGCCGCGUCUCCAGCUGACGGAAGUGAAGAGCGCCGUUGUUGUCGUUACUCCGCUUCGCUCGUGUCAUGAGAUCAGCGCGUUUGUUAUGGCCGCCGUACCGGGUUUGUGUCACGCCGACAGGAGCGACGAGGACGCCGGCGAGCCCGACGAGUCCCUGCAGCACAUGCUGAAGGCCAUCGCGGACGAGCGGAACCGCCUGCACGUCCGACAGGACCUCAGCGGACUGGGGUGUUUUAAGGAUGACCGUAUCGUCUUCUGGACGUGGAUGUUCUCAGUGUAUUUUAUGGAGAAAUGGUCGCCGCGUCAGGAUGAUAUGCUCUUCUAUGUGCGACGCAAACUCUCGUACGUCAGCACCGACAACACGGAAGGAAAGAAGGUGGAGGUCGAGGUGUACAGAAGAGACUCUAAAAAGCUGCCUGGUCUGGGAGAUCCUGAUAUCGACUGGGAAGAGAGUGUCUAUUUAAACCUGAUCCUGCAGAAACUGGACUAUGUGGUCACGUGUGCAGUCUGCACUCGCUCAGACGCAGGAGACAUCCACAUCCACAAGAAGAAGUCUCAGCAAGUGUUCGCCUCCCCGAGCAAACAUCCCAUGGACAGCAAAGGUGAAGAGUCUAAAAUGAGCUAUCCAAACAUCUUCUUCAUGAUCGACAACUUUGAGGAGGUGUUCAACGACAUGACCGUCGGUGAAGGUGAAAUGGUCUGUGUGGAGCUGGUGGCCAGUGAUAAGAGCAACACAUUUCAGGGCGUGAUCUUUCAGGGCUCCAUCCGCUACGAGGCUCUCAAGAAGGUCUAUGACAACCGGGCGAGCGUAGCAGCUAAAAUGGCUCAGCGCAUGUCGUUCGGCUUCUAUAAGUACAACAACAUGGAGUUUGUGCGGAUGAAGGGUCCUCAGGGCAAAGGUCACGCUGAGAUGGCAGUCAGUCGGGUGCCCACCGGAGACACGUCGCCCUGCGGGACAGAGGAAGAUCAAGAUUCCCCCCUCCACGAGAGAGUGACGUCAUUCAGCACCCCUCCGACCCCGGAGAGAAACAGACCCUCAUUCUUCUCGCCGUCGCUGCGUCGCAAAGUUCCUAGAAACCGGAAUGCUGAGAUGAAGAAAUCGCACUCGGCGAACGACAGCGAGGAGUUCUUCAGGGAGGAAGACGAUGAAGACCUGUGUAACGCCACAAACCUGCGCUCUCGAUCUCUGUCGGGCACGGGCCGAUCUCUGGUGGGCUCCUGGCUCAAGUUGAACCGAAAGGAGGAGUAUUUUCUGCUGUAUUCUUAUCUCACUUACGUCACUCUUCCCCUCCACCGCAUCACCACAGAUAUUCUGGAGGUGAGACAAAAGCCCAUUCUGAUGACAUAGCAUCUCCAGAGCUGUGAACACCACGUUACCAAGUGCCUCCUCACAUCAGGCCCUGAGGACCAGCCAUCGAACAACCAAAAACUCCACAAAAGGCGUACGAGAAGAGGGAAAGACCACGCUAAAGAACAAAGUGCCUCUUCUGCUCGUGGCAUCUGCCGAAACGUCCUCCGGAGCCGAAAGACACCUGACGCCGAGGCGAAAAGGGAAACGUUCACGAGAAACUGAACAAACGAAUGUCGUUCUUGUAAAUACACUGCUGCUUAGAUACUCAAUGAAAUGUACCGACCCCGCCCCUCCGUAGACUCUUGUAGGUUUCACGAUGUUGCUGAUUUUGUGUGUUGUAUAUUUUCCAAAGGGACGUUCCUCGCAGCUCAUAGGCCUUAAUACGUCGCUAACCAGCCAAUGUAUAACGAACGUCGUCCGCGUGGCGACUUUUUUAAAGUGCGGGGCACGUCGCAAUUGCCCGGCUAACGUUCUCCUGUCUGUUAUUCCAUGUGUUUGAGGGUGUUUGUCAUAGCCAGAUACUAGUGAACACGACGUGGAAGAGGAGCAGAUGUGUAUUCAGUGUUAGGACGCAGUGGAUCAGUUGAGGACCACACAAGAG
This is a messenger RNA of Triplophysa dalaica, 2014 nucleotides long. RefSeq names its product kiaa0930. The record is from RefSeq and is a predicted model, not a curated record. The transcript is spliced from 10 exons. Lineage: Eukaryota; Metazoa; Chordata; Actinopteri; Cypriniformes; Nemacheilidae. The coding region runs from base 16 to 1410 and encodes 464 amino acids.